Messenger RNA from Orcinus orca (killer whale), 1609 nucleotides. Its product is annotated as neuronal acetylcholine receptor subunit beta-4. Gene Ontology annotation, molecular function: transmembrane signaling receptor activity; acetylcholine-gated monoatomic cation-selective channel activity. The transcript is spliced from 4 exons. Gene Ontology annotation, biological process: monoatomic ion transmembrane transport; signal transduction; regulation of membrane potential. The record is from RefSeq and is a predicted model, not a curated record. The coding region runs from base 115 to 741 and encodes 208 amino acids. Gene Ontology annotation, cellular component: postsynaptic membrane; synapse; neuron projection. NCBI's taxonomy places the organism in Eukaryota, Metazoa, Chordata, Mammalia, Artiodactyla, Delphinidae.
UUCAAACCUCCGAGGCCGUGGGCACCGGCUCUCACUCGCCUGCCCGCGGCCGCCGGUGCCCGGGUGGUCCGACCGCUGAACUCGCCUCGGCUGCCUCUCCAGCCCCCGCCCGUCAUGAGAAGCCCGCUCCCCUUGCUCCUUUUCUCCCUGGUUGCCCUUUGUGGGCGAGGGGACUGCCGCGUGGCCAACGCGGAGGAGAAGCUCAUGGAUGACCUCCUGAACAAAGCCCGCUACAACAACCUGAUCCGCCCAGCCACCAGCUCCUCAGAGCUCAUCUCCAUCCAGCUGCAGCUCUCCCUGGCGCAGCUCAUCAGUGUGAAUGAGCGAGAACAGAUCAUGACCACCAAUGUCUGGCUGAAACAGGAAUGGACAGACUACCGCCUGGCCUGGAACAGCUCCCGCUAUGAGGGUGUGAACAUCCUGAGGAUCCCCGCAAAGCGCGUCUGGCUGCCUGACAUCGUGCUUUACAACAAGUUAAGUGGCAGGGCUGGCCAAGGUGGUGAGGGCCAGGCCUCCAGUCCUGUGCUUCACCCAGACUUCCAAGCGGUCAGGCUGCAAGAGGAAUUAGAGAUGAGCAGAGCCAGCACCCUCAGUUACAGAUGGGGAAUUGGAGGCCAGAGAUGGGGAGGGCCUUGCGACUCACUCAGGCACAGCUGGGACCGGGGCCACCAUCCUGACCCCAAGUCCAGUGCUCUUUCUGUCCUCCAUACUGUCCUCUUUCUUUCUAAACUUGCUUUUUAAUUAAUUAAUUUAUUUAUUUAUUUUUGGCUCUUCGUUUCUGUGCGAGGGCUUUCUCUAGUUGCAGCGAGCGGGGGCCACUCUCCAUCGCGGUACGCAGGCCUCUCACUAUCGCAGCCUCUCUUGUUGCGGAGCAUAGGCUCCAGACACGCAGGCUCAGUAGUUGUGGCUCACGGGCCUAGUUGCUCCACGGCAUGUGGGAUCUUCCCAGACCAGGGCUCGAACCCGUGUCCCCUGCAUUGGCAGGCGGAUUCUCAAACCACUGCACCACCAGGGAAGCCCCAUACUGUCCUCUUUCUGACCUUCGGUUGCUUUGUCAGUAUUGGGUGUUGGUAGCACUGACUUGAUAUGCAUAAAUAUCUCAGGUAGGUGGAGAGGGAUAAAGAGACUUCCCAGGUCGCAGUUGCACCAGCAGAAGCGAGAAAUGAUUACGAGUAGGUGAUCUAAGGACAGAAAGACCUGACUUCAAAUCUUAGCUGUACUGCUUACUAGUUUUCUGACCUUGAAGAGGACAGCUAACUUCUCUGAGCCUUGUUUUUCCCAUCUGUAAAAUGGGGAUGAUAAUAAUAUCUACCUCAUUGGACUGUUGUGAGGCUUAAAUGAGCAAAUCUAUGUAAAGCCUUCACGCUGUUUCAUGGCAGGGCUCUCGCCGCCAGGCAGUUGCCAAGUAAAGCAGGCCUUUCCAGUGAGGGCAUGGGGGUUUGGAAGAGUGAUUAGUGAGAAAUAAUCCUGCAGGGCUCUUUGGCGAGUUCUAAGAACAGCCAGGCAUCAUCUAUGGAUUUCAUGAUAUUCUCCUCCAUGCCCUGUCCCCACCCCCAGUGCCGACGGUACCUACGAGGUGUCUCUCUAUACCAAUGUGGUGGUCCGCUCC